Striga hermonthica is the source of this 876-nucleotide messenger RNA. The record is from the annotation of a GenBank genome assembly. Lineage: Eukaryota; Viridiplantae; Streptophyta; Magnoliopsida; Lamiales; Orobanchaceae.
AUGGUCGCAAACGAGUUUACGGUGGAUUUAAGUAAACCACUUGUUUUCCAGGUCGGCCAUCUUGGAGAAGCUUAUCAAGAAUGGGUACAUCAGCCGAUUGUCAGCAAAGAAACGCCGAGAUUCUUCGAAAAUGACUUCUUGGAGUUCUUGACACGCACCGCGUGGUGGAUAAUACCGCUCGUCUGGCUACCGGUCGUGUGUUUUUUCGUGUCGUCAUCCGUAAAACUCGGACUCCCUCCGAAUGAUGUGGCGUUAGCCAUUUUCUGCGGUAUUAUGGUGUGGACACUUGUCGAGUACGCUCUGCAUCGUUUUCUUUUCCACAUAAACACAACAAGCUAUUGGGCAAAUACGUUGCACUACCUCAUUCACGGAUGCCAUCACAAGCAUCCGAUGGAUGGCCUGAGGCUCGUUUUCCCUCCAGCCGCAGCUGUCAUUCUAGCCUUGCCACUGUGGGGUAUGGUUAAUCAGCUUGCAUCGGAGGCUUAUGCCCCUGCUGUGUUCGGAGGCGGUUUGCUGGGAUAUGUUAUGUACGAUUGCACUCAUUACUAUCUACACUAUGGAAAGCCGUUGAAAGGCAUUUCUCAUCAACUCAAGAGAAAUCACAUGGAGCAUCACUUCAGAAUUCAGGACAAAGGAUUCGGAAUAACUUCGAAUUUCUGGGAUAGGGUCUUUGGAACACUUCCUCCUAAAACCGACGGGAGGUCAUUGAUCGAGGAGGUCGCUGAUGUUCGAGGGUCGAGGGGCCAAGAUGGAGGAGGUGAAGGUGGUGAGGAUUCGGGCCGAGUGAAUGGGACCGAUCUCCAUGGCUUCUCGGCGCUGGCGAUGGGUCACUCACGGCUAUGCGAGGAAUCUGAAACUCGAACCUGCUGCUACUAA